This is a messenger RNA of Xenopus tropicalis (tropical clawed frog), 4042 nucleotides long. RefSeq lists its product as uncharacterized. Gene Ontology annotation, molecular function: ATP binding; protein kinase activity. Bases 268 to 4026 code for a protein of 1252 amino acids. The transcript is spliced from 23 exons. NCBI's taxonomy places the organism in Eukaryota, Metazoa, Chordata, Amphibia, Anura, Pipidae. The record is from RefSeq and is a predicted model, not a curated record.
UUCUUGGGACAGCAUGCGAGAAGGAAGUAAAAAUAUAUUAUCAAAGUGAAAGCACAUAAAUACCUUUGAACCUCAACAGGCUGGUUUAAGAAACUGCAAACUUACUCUUCGAAUACAGUAAGCAAAAGACAGCCACGUAAAGAUAUACAUAUGGCAUUGGACAUCUCAGUAAGGAAGUAAAAUACCACUCAAGCUCAGCAGACUCCAUGAGUGAUGUAGAAAACACAGAAUAGAUCUUCGAUACAGAGUGAAAUUCUAUCUACAUAAAUGGCGGAGAGGAUUUAUGAUGAUAUUUGCAACAGUGUCUCAAGGAGAUGUGAGAGAUGUGGGAAAGAAAAUUUUGGUGAUAUGAUAUCCCACGAUUGGGUGUGCUAUGAUUUCUAUGUAUUAUCUGCGCCAGAACCUCGUAAUAGGAGGCAUGAGGAAAUAGAUGAAUUUCUCACUAAUGAUGUUAUCAAACCACUUGAAAUCCAAGGAUAUAACUGUUUUCAUGGCUGCAGAGAUUUGAUUGGAGGCCAACUACUCUUUGAGGCCUUGAGUGAACCCAUGGUCAAAAUCCCUACAACCAUUGUACCGGUCUACAAAGACAGAAAAUUUGCAGCAUUUCGGAACUUCCUUUUAAGACCAGACCUACUACCAAGAAUUGUGUUUAUUUUAUUUGAUGCCACAAAUAUCUCUUCUAUGUUCGAUUCAAGAAUGUGUUUCUCUCUAAAGUCAAGUGACAGUCUCCUAGUGGAAAGAAUAAGCAACACAAUUGAUAUAAACAAACAGCGGAUCCCACCUACCAAGAGACAGUUUGAUAUUUGCAGUAAUUCAGAAACCACGACAUUUAGCUGGUCAGAAAGCCGCAGAAAUGAUCAUACCAGGCAUCCCACAGAAGCAGAGGCACAUGGAUUUUCUAUUCAUCCUGAAGGCCAUAAAUCUCAGCCAGGACGACAGACUGGAAGAGCUACAUCUGAAGAAUUGGAAGUCCAUCUACACAAUAUCACAGACCAAACAUCACCAAAUGACCUUCUGAAUCUCUGUAAGCACAAGGACAAAAAGAUUAGAAAUUGUGCAGCAAAAACUUUAACUAAAGUCAUUCAAAAGGAUAUAACAGCAUUUUAUCAAAAUUAUGAUACAAGAAAAUUUGAGAAGGAAGCCAAAUACCUUAUUGAGAAUGAACACGCUUAUCACACUGACAUGUACAGCAACUUCCACAAACUGUAUUUUUGGAUCUCUGCAGCAAUAUUUCUGAAAAGAUACAAGUGUAAAGAUCCAAGCCUGAAAGUGUAUGUGAAGACUUUGACAUUGAAAAAGUUUAAAAACAGUCAGAAUGCAUUUGACGAAAUGUGCCAGAAAAUAUACCAUAAACUUACUGUUGCAUUGCAUGCUAGAAUAAAAAAGAAUUGGCCAAACCAAUCAGAUGAAAAUGAACUAAGUGUAAAACAGCUGGACGCUUGUCUUUCUCUGAUGGAUCAACAAGCUUCAUUUACCAGGGACCUUACUAACGAUGCCAACCAAAUCAUGAAAAGUAUACAACAUCUGCCUUGGGAUCUAAAAUAUAUUUUCUAUGGGAUCAUUACUAACAAGAUUUUUAAGAAAAAUUCUGUGGAAUCUAGAAACAUUUUCCAGGAAAUGUGUAACUUGGCUGGUAAAAAGCACAGAGGAAUUAUUGUAGACUUAAUUGAAAGCAUGACUGAGUACAUCCAGAAAAGCUUCACAACAAGAGAAUCUUUAAAUGUGUAUUUGAAUUUUCUAUUGAAUAUUUGGAAAAUGGAGAACAAAAAAGAUGACAAACUAAUGGAAAUUAUGAAACAUUUCUUGCCAAAACUUGUGUAUCAUCCCUUAAGUAAAGUCAGGGAGCUGAUAGCCUCAUUGGUUUUCAGUGGAGAUUGGAAUAUGAUUGACCUUCGCCAGUUGGGUAGUACAUGUAUCCGAGUUGAUGAAGACCUUGCUGAGAGAUGCUUUCGAGAGAAACUUUCGGAAGACUACCCUGACCUUACCAUUAAAGAACAAGUACAGACAACACAGAAUGCCUUAAUAUUUGAGGCUGAGACCAGAGAGGGAAGUUCCUUAUUAUACAUGAGUAAACAAAGAUCAUUAAACGAUAUUCUCCAAACUAACACAACAGAUGAUAAAUAUGUAAGCUUUAACAAAAUGUCAAGUGUCCUAGAAACAUGCCAAGAAAGUGAAUAUAUUGCAGGACUACGUCAACUGAAUUCAAAUGGAAUACCUCCAUUUUAUGUCAUUGAGCAUGGUGAGCCUUUAUUAGACUUUCUGCACAAGAAUGAAAACCGCCUCACAUUGUCAAAAGUGGCCGAUAUCCUCAUUGACAUUACCAGAGCAAUCCAUCACUGUCAUAGCAAAUCUGUUAUCCUCUGUGACAUUACUCCUGCCAGCUUUGAAGUUUUUCAUAGGAUGGACGGAUCAAUUCAAAUUAGACUUGCUAAUUUUCAGCAUGCAACAUUUGUUGACAAUGAAAACUCUGUUGAUAUUUCAGAAGGAUAUGAGUCAUCUGACAGUUUCCCCUACAUUGAUGGUGAAACUACAGAAUCAGUAGCUGUUUACUUCAGUGCACCUGAGACACUUAAAUAUAAACAAUUUUCCCAGUAUUCAGAUAUGUGGAUGACAUCUGCAACAUUUUAUUCAACUAUUCUUUAUGGCAGACGACCGUUUGAAGAACUGGCACAUCUCAGCACAGCCCAGUUUGUGAAAGAGAUAAUAUCAAACCACACAGUGGAAAUACCAAAUCUCUUUCCUCCUGAUCUGUGGGACAUAUUAGCAACUAAUUUCCUUUCCGAUAUCAGCAAGCGAAAGUUAACGGAAACAUUACUGCAGGAUCUGGAAAAAUAUAAGAGCAGUUUGGGAGACCAGCAAAAGAGGAUGUAUACAGCCAGAUCAGUGUGCUGUUUGUUGAAUCCGGAAGAUAUUCAAAGGGGUUUCCUGGAUGAAAAAGAUAAUUUUAUUCAGGAAGAUGUGAAAGAACCGAUAGACCCAAGGCAGCUCAAUUACAGUGAUGACUUUAAACAACGGAGUUACAUGAAUGAAAAAGAUCUUUAUAGUCAGCCAGACGUUAAAGAAGCAGGGCAGAUCAUGUUCAGGGAUCAAUUUAAACCACGGAAUAAUCGUCUUCAUGAGACUGUUUCAAUGAGAAUGAGCAAACGCACCAGGAUUAAGCUGAAAAGACUGCAUCAUCAAAAUAUUUUGGGAGUAGAGAAAAUUUCGAUGUAUUAUUAUACAACUUCUCUGAUUUCUUUACCUUUGGGAAUGUACAUCUCUACUUUGGAUAAAGUCAUUGCAGAUACUAGUAUUUCCAGAUUUCUGUCUUACUUUCAGCAGAUUGCCAGUGCUUUGCAAUAUCUUCAUUCUGAAAAUAUUUUGCACUGUGAUUUGCGCUGCAAAUACAUAUACGUCAAUCCGCAGGCCGGUACUUUAAAAGUGGGUCACUUUGGGCGAGCUGUUACCUGGGAAAGCAAUCAGACAAGAUUUGUGAUCAAAAAGAUGCCUUUAGAUGCAGAAAAAUGGUCAGCUCCAGAAGUAAGAGCUAAUGGGCUAUAUUCUGUUGCUUCUGACAUUUUUAACUUUGGAUCCUUGUACUGGGAGGCAGUACAGAUUCAGGAAAAGAAUGCGAGAUAUGUAGAAUAUCCAGAGGAAAGAAAGGAUUGCAUCCGGCAGCUUACAGACUGCAUUAAAAAUUGCUUUGACAAUAAUCCGACAAAGCGGCCUCUACUCACAACUAUAUUACAUAAUAUAACAGAUCUUCAGGGCACUUAUGAGAGUUUUUCCAGCAAUGCUGAAGCUGCUGUAAGUUUACUUUCCACUGAAAAUUAUGAAGUCUCAAUCCAGGGAGAGGACAAUGAUUCAAUAUAUGAAUUGCCCACUAAUUUUUCUGAGGCUUAUUCUUCUAAUAAUCAAUGGCCAAAAUUAAUACGGGAACUUAUUUUGAAAGGAAAAAUUACCAGAAAUAGCAGCCCACUUGCUAGCCAAAGGGACAUGAGCAUUUAUUCAAGUUAUGAAGAUGUUGGGUUUAAUGUAAGAAAAUAAAAUGUUUUUCUUUGUA